AACAUCCCGACUUGAACAUCGACCACCAAUGCCUGGACCGGACUUUAAUACCACCUCCUUUGGCCUGCUGCGUGACCAAGUGGUAGUUAUCACUGGUGCAUCCCAAGGAAUCGGCAAAGGGAUCGCCCUUGGUUGUGCUCGCCAAGGCGCACACGUAGUCCUGCACUAUUUGGGAAACGAGCAAACAGCUAAAGACGUCGAUGAGAUAGUUAAGGAGAUCAGAAACAUCGAUCCGACGAGGAAGACAGUGGUCGUGGGCGGAGAUAUCAGCAAUCCGACCACCUCCACCAGGAUAGUGGAAGAAUCGCUGAAGACGUUCGGGCGAAUAGAUUGCCUUGUCUCCAAUGCCGGAAUCUGCCCAUUCUACUCCUUUCUUGAUAUUCCACACGACGUUUGGAAUUUAACACGAAGUGUCAAUCUCGAUGGUACAUUCUACGUUGUCCAAGUUGAAAGCAGGCGCCUAGCAUGCGCCAAACAGAUGAAAGGACAAACUCCUCAAGGCGGGUCAAUUGUGGCCGUGUCGUCAAUAUCCGCCCUGGUAGGAGGAGGGCAGCAAGCACAUUACACUCCCACAAAAGCUGGUGUGAAAUCUCUCAUGGAAAGUUGUGCUAUCUCCCUCGCACCGUAUCACAUCCGUUGUAACUCCGUCCUACCUGGCACGAUUGAGACACCAAUCAAUGCCGAAGACCUGUCACGUCCUGAGAAGAGGCAGCAUAUGGAAGGACGCGUCCCCCUGGGUCGGCUGGGUAGACCGGAAGAUCUGGCAGGACCGACAAUUUUCUUGCUCUCAACAAUGUCAAGCUAUGUGACGGGAGCGUCUGUAUUGGUGGAUGGAGGGGCAUUCGUCAAUCUCCAAUAG
Dacryopinax primogenitus is the source of this 859-nucleotide messenger RNA. RefSeq names its product NADP-binding protein. Lineage: Eukaryota; Fungi; Basidiomycota; Dacrymycetes; Dacrymycetales; Dacrymycetaceae. Gene Ontology annotation, molecular function: oxidoreductase activity, acting on the CH-OH group of donors, NAD or NADP as acceptor. The record is from RefSeq and is a predicted model, not a curated record. Bases 29 to 859 code for a protein of 276 amino acids. The transcript has 7 exons.